AUGGCCUCUAUUACUACAGAUUCCGAGGAGUAUCAUUCCUCGAGCUCCUAUCAAGAGACCUACACACGCGGAGGCGAUGAGACCGACGAUACUGGGACACCAGGGCAGCUGCGUGGGCGCAAGCGGCGCGCGAGUGAAAUGGAGGGCGACGAGAGCGAAAAUACAGCCUCAGGAGCUGAAAGAGCAAAUCAUUACCACGAAGUACAAUCCGAAGCCGAACCUGAAUACGAAUAUGAAGAGAAAUCUGAAUAUGAAUAUGAUGAUAAAUCUGCAUACGAAUAUGAAGACAAACCUGAAGACAAACCUGCAGAGAAGACUGAAAUCCCACAGGUCGACGCGGAUUUCACUAUCGUGUGUCCGGCGCCGCCCAGGCACAGGACCGCCACUGCAGAGGACGACGGUGACGUCGUGCUUUUGGAGGACUUUCCGCUGGAAAUGGCUGAUCUCUCCAUCGACUUUAGUAUAAGACCGGGCUCGGCGUGGCAGAGCCUUCGCAGGUUUAAAAAUGCGCUGUUCAGCGAACCUUACAAUGACAGCUACACGGUAGGCGAAUUUGUGUACGUCAAUCGCCAUGACCCCGCCCCCCCUGCACCUCCAGCCGAUGCAUCAGAGGACGAGAAAUUACAGUAUGACAAGGACAACUUGUGGGUGGGCUUAAUAGCAGAAUUCAGAGGCGGGGCUUCAAGGGUCCUCGUCCGGCUGUUCUGGGUAUACUGGCCACAUGAACUACCCAUGGGGCGACAGCCAUACCAUGGCAAACGAGAGUUGGUGUUGAGCAACCAUGUUGACAUCGUCGAGGCCCAUACAAUAUCAGGGCAUGCCGAGGUCAGCCAUUGGGAUGAAGACGAUGACUCGAACAAGACCGUCCUCCGAGAGAGAUACUGGCGCCAAACCCUUAACAUCACAGCGUCCCCCGCUAAUAUGCUCAGCAAGCUCCGGCAAUUCUGCACCUGCAGCGGCUACGACAAUCCCGAACUGGACAUGUACCAGUGCCGGCACUGCAGCACGUGGAACCACGAAGCCUGCUUGAUCGUCGACCUCGAAAAGAGGGCGUGGAAGAAAUUCAAGAAGGGGUUGUUGACGCACGAAGUAGAAGAAGUGGAACUUGAAGGAACGUGGACUGGAAAUAUUGUCGAGAUGCGUUCCCGUGGGGUCAAGUCAACAUCGAAGCAAAAGAAGCCGUGGAAAGGCAAACUGGAGGGCCGGAUCUACCGAGCUCAGCAGAUUGAUGAAGAUGAAUACAGGCAUCGUGCAUUGAUCCGACAGCUGGUGCCUCAAGGGAAGGACCAGAAGAAGGGUCCCUCCGGACCCGCGAUAUGGCACAUGGAGAUGAAUUGUCUGAGAUGCCACGAACCGUUGAAUUGA
Molecule: messenger RNA, 1365 nt
Organism: Cladophialophora psammophila CBS 110553
Lineage: Eukaryota; Fungi; Ascomycota; Eurotiomycetes; Chaetothyriales; Herpotrichiellaceae
Exons: 2
Coding region: 1-1365 (454 amino acids)
Molecular function (GO): chromatin binding
Source: RefSeq, a predicted model, not a curated record